ACACAGACUGCGUCAAAGUUUUGAGCAACGACAGCCUUAGCAGUCCAAGUCUGCACUCCAUUAGUCUCUAGUCUUACUCCGAACCGUUCCUUCCUCAUCCCAAUCCAAUCUUCGAUACUAUCUCAAAAAUAUGCCAAGCCUCGAAGAAGACGAGAGCGCCUUCCUCCAAGCUGUGGGGAAAGAGACCUUCACCAAUCCACCCCGCGUCCUCAUCAUCGGCGCAGGAAGUCGUGGCACAGCCUACGCUGAAGCGGCACUAUCUUCAACCAACUCCAUCAUCGCAGCGGUAUGCGAGCCUAACGAUUACAAGCGCGCCGAUUUAGGUCGCAAGUUCAUCUGGGGCGACGGGAAAGAACCUAAAGAUUGCCAAGUAUUCCGCGGUUGGAAGGAAUGGAAAGGGUACGAGACGAAGAGAAGAGAGCAAGAAAGUGCUGGUCAUGACGUGGAGAAGGGCAUCAAUGCAGUGUUUGUAUGCGUGCUUGAUGAGAUGCAUGAGGAAGUCGUCUGUGGUAUCGCAGAUAUGGGCGUGCACAUCUCGUGCGAGAAACCGAUGAGUACGAGAUUGGAUAGCUGCAUGAGAAUGUACAGGGCACUCAAAGCACCGGUCGGUAGAGGUGAGGCCAAAGAAACGAUUUUCGGUAUUUGCCACGUGUUACGGUACUCGCCUCAUAACAUGUUACUGAGACAUUUGGUACUGGAGAAGGAUGUCAUUGGAGAUGUUUUGAGUAUUGAGCAUGUUGAACCUGUGGGUUGGUGGCAUUUCAGUCAUUCCUACGUGAGAGGUAACUGGAGGAAAGAGUCCAAGACUGCGCCAUCGCUGCUUACAAAGUCUUGCCACGACAUCGAUUUUCUAAUGUGGAUGCUCUGCUCGCCUGGACCGAACACUGAGAAUGCGACACCUCAUCUUCCAUCACACAUCACAUCUACCGGUUCUCGUAAAUUCUUCCGUAAAGAUCGCAAGCCGAAAGCGGCUGGCUCAGCUACAAACUGCCUAUCCUGCGCAUACGAGCCGGAAUGUGACUAUAGUGCGAAGAAGAUCUACCUCGAACGACACCUUAACAACGGCAAUGCGGAUUGGCCAGUGAAGAUCGUAAACCCAGAGAUUGAAGACAUCUAUAAGACCUCUGGCAAGGAAGCAGCCGGAAAGCAGCUUCUCAAAGACUUGGCCGAGGACUAUAGCAAUGAGAAACCGAUUGGUAAAGUUGAACAGCGCCCAUGGUUUGGCCGAUGCGUCUGGGAGUCGGACAACGACGUUUGCGAUGACCAGAUGGUCACUAUCACCUGGGAUGAUGAUCCUAUUGCAGAAGAUGAUGACGGUCUACCUAUACUGCACGGUCGGGGCGCAAAGACUGCGCAAUUCCACAUGAUCGCUUUUACAGAGAAGCAAUGCGAACGACGGGGCCGCAUCUACGGCACGAAGGGUGAGAUUGAGUACGACAGCAAGAACAUCAAAGUACACAACUUCUCAACCGGGCAGACCAAAACCCACAGCCCCCAUCUCGCAGGCGGUGGUCACGGGGGCGGAGACGAGGGGCUUGCGCGACAAUUCCUGGUGGCGGUUAACGCUGUCGACUCUGGCGCCAUGCCCGCGUCAGACGCUCAGCGGAAGUAUCUCGGAUGCGACCUUGAGGAAGCGUUCCGGAGCCAUGCCAUGGUCUUCGCGGCCGAAGACGCUCGAACGAAGCGCCAGGUGGUCGACUGGAAGAAGUGGUGGACCGAGUCGGUGGAGUCGCAAUUACACGAGCGGUAACUACCUGGCAUGAUGACAAUUCAGGCGAGCAAGGAGAAUACGAAAGCAGUUUCUUUUCGGUCGCCGAAGAUGACGGCAAAUGUACGUAGGCGCCUAGAUCAAGGCAUGACCAUCAUGACAUCGGAUGAGGCUCUUGCGAAGCUCAUGAAACCGAAAUGAGGGCUG
Alternaria rosae is the source of this 1915-nucleotide messenger RNA. RefSeq names its product streptomycin biosynthesis protein StrI. Lineage: Eukaryota; Fungi; Ascomycota; Dothideomycetes; Pleosporales; Pleosporaceae. The transcript is spliced from 2 exons. The record is from RefSeq and is a predicted model, not a curated record. The coding region runs from base 131 to 1750 and encodes 539 amino acids. Gene Ontology annotation, molecular function: nucleotide binding.